Molecule: messenger RNA, 8311 nt
Organism: Gopherus flavomarginatus (Mexican gopher tortoise)
Lineage: Eukaryota; Metazoa; Chordata; Testudines; Testudinidae
Gene: ODF2L
Product: outer dense fiber of sperm tails 2 like
Exons: 19
Coding region: 120-2327 (735 amino acids)
Biological process (GO): negative regulation of cilium assembly
Cellular component (GO): ciliary basal body; centrosome
Source: RefSeq, a predicted model, not a curated record
CGAGGGAAGCGGCGGGCGGCUACAGGUUGCUAAGGAAGCGCCUGCGGCUCCCUCUUCCCGCGGGGCAGUGCGGGGAGAAGGAGCGGGACGGCCACGGAGGGAGGCUGAAUUAAGACAGAAUGUUGUCAUCUGUGCACACACAGAAUAACAAUAUUCUAUCAGAGUUGCAUGUUAAAAAAAAGUUGUCUUCACCUGAUGUUGCUGAGGGAACAAGACAUACACUACCUAUUACACCUGGAGAAGCAGCAAAACUCUGUUCAUUGAUUCAGUCCUGUGAAGAUUAUUUUAGAAUCAGAAAAGUCAACCAACUUGGAAAAUAUUUUACUGAUCUAAGUGAAGAAGCAGACCAAUUUUCAGCGUGCAUGGAGGAAGAACCCUUGAAGCAGAAUUGGAGUUCAUUUACCAAAGUUAUGGAUAAACAUCAGACCAAGCUGAAAGAACUGUCACCCCAGUUCAAAAGCAGUUCAUGGGAAAACUUCCUAGGACAAAACCUGAGUGAAAGUGAAAUGAGAUGGUUGAAAGAACACGAAAUUGCCACAUUACAGGAAAAGCUUCUUGAAGCAGAGAUGGCAGUCAGUUCAACAGAAAUGUUUUUGCCUUCAUUUAAAGUCACUAUUGCUGAAAUGACAAAUGUGUGUAACCUUUCUACAUCAGAUGUGAUUAAGAUUUCUAAACAAGAGGAUUUACUGAUAAAAGAACUAGAGGCUCUCAAAAACAUAAAAGGAUUUUUACUACACCUACUUAGAACAACAGAGCAUAAAGAAAUAAGCAGUAAACAAAUUGACAUUUUGAUGCAGAAGUUAACUGAAAGUGAAACUGAAAAUGAUGGUCUCAGAAAAGAAACGCUUGAAACAGAGAAGCAUAUUGUAGAGCUUUCUUCUCAGCUUCAACAGGAAAAAGCAAAUGCACUAAAAGCAGACCACCUAUCAAAGUCAGUAGAAGCUGUUCAAGCCCACCUGCAAUGCCAGAUUCAAAAAAAGGAGGCGGAGAAUGAUCAGUUGAAAGCAAAAAUACAGACUCUGGAAAAGAAAAUAACUGAGUGGAAGCUUCAAAUUGGCAAACACAAGCACCAAAUUUUAACUGUAAAGGAAACAAAUGAGCAAAAGAAGAAAGCUCUGAAAAAAGCAACCAGAGCCCAGAAACAGAGAGCUGAAUGUUUUGAAGCAUCUAUUGAAAAACUAACUUCCAAAAUUAGAAAGAGGGAAGUCAAAUUGUCUGAAGUACUUUCAGCUUCCAGUGCCUGGAAAAAUCAUCAUGAGAAGGCUGUAGAAGAAAAGACCUGGUUAGAGGUUCAAUUUGAAACUCUGAAGAAGCAGAUCACAAACCUUUUGGAGGACCUGAAAAAAAUACAAGAUUGUGGAAGAAAUUCAAAUGAAGAAAUCCAUGGAAAGCUUAAUUCUAUCAAUUCAGAACGUGCAAAUAUUCAUCUUGAAAAUGCAAAAUUAAAGGCUUUACUUGCUGCUUUGGAAGACAACACUGUUUCGGCUGAAGCUGAACUCUUAAAUCUGCAAGAAAAAGUAAAGCAGCAGGAAAACCUUGCUGAACAGUAUAAAACUCAGGUACAAAAAUUACAAAUGGAAGCAGAAGAAUUGAAAGCUAGAUACGAGAAAGUGUUAAAUGAAAACAAAAUAAUAACAGAAGCCAAAAAUUUAGAGAUAAGUGAGGUGAGGAGCCAGAUACAGGCUCAGUUGAAGGAGUUAGAACAUGUUCGUGACUUACUGAAAGUAGCUGAAGAGAGGCUGCUGGAGUAUCAGGAAAAUCUGUUGUCUUACAAAAGGAGCUAUGCAGACAAAUCCAAAACCAUUAGGGAGCUACAGGUUCAGAUGGAUGGCAACAACAGGUUCUUGAGAAACCAUUCUUUGGAAGAGGAAAACUGUAACAUUCAGAAGAAAUAUGAAUAUCUGAAAAGACAGUUAGAAAGGAUGGAAGUACAAAAUGAAGAACUUGCACAUCAGCUGGCAAACCAAGAGGAGAGACUUCAGCAUAGUGAAUUGCAGCUUAAAGAGAAAUUAGCAGAAUAUGAUGCUUUAGCCAGACAGUUGGAGGCUGCUUUAGAAGAAGGCAGAAAAAAGGAGUCUGAAGAGGUUGAAAAAAUGUCAUCCAAGGAGAGAGCUCUUCAGACAAAAAUAUUGACUCUGGAAACCGAAUUAAGAGAGAGACGAGAGGAGCAAAAGCGACUUGUCUGCAAAUUAAACAAUAGAGAGAAACAUCAGGAAGUAUGUUUGAAAGAAUUAGAGCACACACUACAAAAAUCAGAAAACCAGAACCACAGCAUCCACAGUUAUGUACAGUUCUUGAAAAACUCAUAUGUAACAAUGUUUGGCUAAUUUCUUUAACUUAGAAUAUUUUAAAUUAAAGGGCAGAAUCUUGGAAGGCGCCAAAUGUCCUUAACUCUCAGUGAAGUUAAUGGAAGUUGAGGACAUUUUGCUAGAUUGAACCCCGUAUCAUUAGGGCUUCAUAGCAAAUUCUCUCUCCAAGUUUUGCAGAAUUGAGCCUACCCUGAAGUAUAUACACUGGUUGAUCAUGUUCUGAAUGUUUACAUGGUAUUACUAAUCUAAAAAUGGCAUUACUAAUCUUCAUUUCUUGAACAAUAGUGAAGGGAAAACGGUGCAAUCUCCAUGAAAGAUGUGUUCUUGUUGUUCAGUGUACUUCCAUUGCUGUAGAAAUCUCACUGGAUUCAAUUUGCAUUCCAGCUACCAUGAUGAUAAUAGAAAUACUAUUCUUAAUAUUUUAUAUAUGUAACACAUAAUUGAAAGAAAAUCCAUUCAAAUUAUUAUGUGGAGGCACUAAAUGUGAUGACAAUGCUCCUGAUAAUGGCCCCAAUUCAACAAGGUAUUUAAGAAUAUCCCUAAUUUUAAGCACAUUAGUAAUUCAUUUGAAGUCAGUGAGAUUACUCAUGCACCUAAAACAAACCACAUGCCUAAGUACCUAGCUGAACUGGGGCCAGUAUGAAGGAAAAUCCUGAUUAUGUAAACUGGUUUUCUAUAGCAAUAGUAUAAAAUAUUCUUACAGAAUUGUGAUAUUGUUUUUAAAGAUAACAGAUUCAGAUAACAUCUAAACAUCUCAAUAUAUAAAUUUUAAGUGUGUAUUAAAUAUCCUAUAAAUGUCCUUUUUAUAUAAAAAUAUAACUGACGUUACUUAUUUUGUUUUACAUGUACAUGUUUUAACUAUAAUCUUUUCUCAACAUAUAACAAACUACUAGCAAUGAAAUAUUUAUUGGUGCAUCAGCGUUUUCUUUUUUACUUUGCAAUUAGAUAUCCAUAUCAACAAGCUAAUGGUAUGUGAAGUAUUAUUCUGUUGGUUUACACUCUACACUUUUUUAAAAAAAAAGAAAACUAUUAUUUAAGUAUAUUUGAUUAUUGUGAUACUAGCACAGUACUUUCUAUUACAAUUUUUUGGUUCCCUGCCUUAAAAAACUAAUACUAAAUUUUCUUUUGAUUAGGUUUAACAUUUUCCUCCACCACUUCAGAAUUUACCUGUUUAGUGAUACUGAAUGAUCAUAACCUUUUUAAAAAAUCAUGAAUGAAGAAACAUCAAGAUAUGCAGAAGUAAAACCUUGAAUCCAGUACCAGGUUUACUUUUAAAAGCCUAGAACAGUCCAAUUAAACCACAUGGAGGUCACUGUAGUAAGUGUAGGCUUCUUAUUUGAUAAAUAGUUUAAGAAUUUCCAAUACAUUGCCUUUAACCUAGCCUCUGCUAUCCAGGAAAUUAGAAAAACCUGAACCUUUUGUCUUUACUUUAAUGCAAUAAUUAGAGCCCUGCAAAUACACAGCUAUCCGCUUCAUAUCUGUGGACCAUUUUUACGGAUAGUUGGGCGGAUCCAGAUACAGCCUCACAAGGCUCCAUUGAUCUGGAAUGGAGACAGAGACGUGUUUGCACAGGGCUGAGCCAAGCUGAGCUGUGCCCAUCCAAGUCCCAAACCAUUUUGGAGACACUUUGCCUCUUCCCAGCACCUGGUGGGCGGCUUAUAAAGUGCAGUCCAGUCCUGAGCCCCCUUCGUGGCAGUGGCGGCAAACGCCCCUCCCUUCCCCCCCCUGCUGGGGCUAUGAAGCCAAGAAAUACGUCCAGGAAAAGAUAAUCUGAAUUCCGACAGAGCCCGGAGCACUUUAAAUAGGGAUAAAAUGUAUGCUGCCUGGGCUGGGAGUGGUGUGAAGGGAGAGUGAGGAAAAGGGGGAGAGUCAGUGCCUGGCAGGGGAUGGAGAGACCAUGAAGGAGAGACCAAGGAGCUGGGCUGCCUGGCUGACGGCUCAGGGAGUGGAGGGGUGAAAGUCUGCGAGCCAGGGGAUAAGCAGGAGCAGGUGAGAAGACUUCGGAGCCCAUUCCCAUUCUCUCAGGCAGGCCCACGCAUGUGGGGGUGGGGAAUCUGACCCUGGCCCUGAGGCCUCCUGGGCCCCAUCCUGCCUUCCUGUCCCCUGAGGUGGCAGGCCCCGUAUCUGACAAGUACAUGUUGAGCAGCAGCAGCUGGACUCUGGCACCCUGUCUCAUGGCAGCACCUAGGGUGACCAGCUAGCAAGUAUGAAAAAUAGGACAGAGUAUGGAGUAAUAGGUGUUUAUAUAAGAAAAAGCCCUGAAUAUCAGGACUGUCCCUAUAAAAUUGGGACAUCUGCUCACCCUAGCGGCACCUGUCCUGUGUCAUCCAGCUCAGGCAGCCCAGGGGGUGCAAUGCGCUCUGGGCUGGCGGUCAGUGGCUGGGGCUGGGCGGCAGAUUGGAAUCGGGGCUGUCCAGCAUGUGCUUGCCAUCCAGCAGCUCAGCCCCCCCUCCUCACGGCCCCUUCUUGAGACCCUGCCCCUUACCCCCAGACCCUGCUCUCACGCUUCCUCUUCCCUGCAACACCUGCCCCCCCGCUCACUCAUCUCUGCCCCACCCUACCCCCUCGAGACAGCUUGCAGAUGUGGAUAGAGGUAAAAGUUGGCUAGCAGAUUGUGGGUCGGAUCGCGGGUUGGUCCUGGCGGAUGCAGAUCCACAUUUUUGUAUCCGCGCAGAGCUCUAUCCAUACCUAUACCUUACCUACCAUAGCUGGCUACAUGGAUUAGUGGAAUUGGUGACAAUUUCAGAGGCAGAAUCUUUACCUCAAUGUAGUACACAAGUUUGUAUGCUUCAAGUAUCACAUGAGUAUAAUACACCUCAGUUGGGUCAGGCUAACUGAUGGUGAUGCCCUGCUCAGAAAACACUAAGCUGCUGAGAUAUCAGGUUGAGAUUGCUGGGCUGGCAGUUAGAAAAAUACAUCUUUUUUUUUUUAUUUGUGAACUGAGGAAAGAAGUUAUAGAAUCAGUGAUGCCCUUAUCUUGCAAAUUCUUAUGCAUGCACUUAACUUUAUGCCUGUUGAAACCAAUGGAAUUACUUAUAUGUGUCAAGUUAAGCUUGUGCAAGGUAGAGUCUGUGGGACCAUGUUUUUUUGUAUAAAGUUGCUUAUGUGUAAGUAUUUACAGGAUUGAAGCUUAAGAGACAGUAGCUAUGCAGCCCUUUUACUCACAUACUUUGAUGCUCCUAUUGUAGGUAGCUGCAACUAGAAAGCACUGAGAGUUUGCCUGAGGCUACUGAAUUACCAGCUGAUACUCUGACUGUGCUUAAGUAUUAUUUACUUGGAGGCCAGGAUGUGUUAAUGCUAAGCAAAAAGAAUAACAUCUUUUAUAAACACAUCAGGAGGAAAAAUACUAGAGAAAAAAAUAGGCCCAUAGUAAGUGGUAGGAGGAUCAAUGUCCAAUGUUGACUCAAACAGCUAAGGUACUGAACUCCUUGUUUAAAUUUGUGUUCAACCACAAAAAAUAAAGUAAGUUUAGACAGUUCAGAAAUGAGGAAAUCCUUGUAAAAAUAACUGUUCACAAAGAACAGGGAACCAUAAGGGAACACUUGGAAAAUUUGAACAUAUAAAAGUCAGCUGGCAUGUAUGUAAGUCAUGCCUUGUAGGCCAGAGAAACUUAAAUUGUGUUCUGUGGAGCACUUUAUGUGGUCUGCAGAGAGCUGGUUGAUCACAUGAUGCUAGAUCCUUCCCUCUUAUUUCCAGCUGCUUAACAGUAUUAAAAGACAGAUAGAAAUAUAUGUAGUUGCCUCAGAGAUUCUAUAAGAUUGUGAAUUGUAGGGCUGCAGACAAUCUGUAUAUUUACUACACAGAAGAACAAAGUAUAUUUGCCUAUCUUAAUGUUGAUAACUUGCCUGUCAAAAAAUUACUAACCCCGGGCAAGUGAGUAACUUUUUGCAUGGUUGAACUAAUACAUCUGGAUAAACAGAUAUUCAGUAGGAGAAAUUUAUUGGUGAUAGUGACAGCAAAUUGGACAUAGUUUGUAAUGUCAAAUGAGAGCAACAAAAGCCAAUGCAGUUUUAGGCUGCGUACAUAAAGGAACAACGGCCCAGGAAAUGAAAGGUCUGCAUUACUCCAGUGUAGAGCACCCAGAAUAUAAUGUUCAAUUUUGAGCAUUUUAUUUACAGGAAAAUAUGGAUAAGUGGAGAGUGUUCAGAGAAGAUGUUAGGAUGCAUAUGUUACAUUGCCAGCUAUCAGAAUGUUCCCAAAAUCUGCCCUUUUUUGAAAAUAAGACAGUACAGUUCCCGCCUGUGCUCUUUUAUUGCUUCCAAAUGGUUUAAACAAUUGCUGGAUCCAACUGGAUAAUAAUGCUAAGUCACAUACAUCAUAUGUCUGCUCAGUAGUAAGUGCAUGUUGCCUCCACACUGAAAGUAAACAUCCUGAGCGUCAGAGAGAUGACAACCCAAAGAGGAUUUUACUUCUUUAUAAAGCAUUAGCUAUGUGUUACCAUUAGCAUUUCUACAUCUUGUAUUUUAGAAGGUACCUUUAUGACUUUAUCUCCUUGUUUUUCAGCAUACACAGCAGCUUGUGAUCUUUAUUUUCACAUUACAGAAUUCAAAUGUCUUUAUGUGUAGUUCUCUUAUUAUGAGUCAUGUUCAUUGGCUUUUUUUCUCAUACUGCUAGUGGCAAAGUUGACGUGUAAUUUAGAUCACUAAAACAAUGUCAUUGUAAUGCUUGUACUCAACCUCAUGAUAUGCAGCCACCACCAAUGCACUGUGGAAGAAAACUUAAUUUUAUAAGCAGCUUUUAAAGACACUCUUGACCAUAUCACAAAUCAAAUCAUAUGAACACUAUGUUUAUUACCUGGGUUCCAAUCCAAGGUAAUAAAGUUUGGGGUCUCUUAUCCUUUAAAUUAUUUUAUUUGUUCCCCUUCCCCCCCCCCCACGCACGAAAAUGAUGACAGAGGCUACAUCAGGUUCUUCAUUUCCUAUAUGUAUAUCUUAACAUUCUAGAAGCCCUCUUUGAUAGAGAUUUGCUAUAUGUACCUUCUGUCAUUUUCAUCUUUAGAGACACUUCAUGACAAAGCUACUAACAAAAGUGCUCACAUGGUUUUCAAAUAAGCUUUUGAUUUUUUUUUCCAGAAAAAUCUUUAGAUGUUCAACUGCAGCUGUAUCACUUCAAAAGAGAGAAAGCUGGUUGCAUCCAACUUCUUUCUAGUUGUUGUUACAAAAAGUUACAGAUGAAUUGUCAAGUAGCAAUAUGAGCUCAUUGGUACUGUACUUGCUUACGUGGUCAUGAAUGUCUGUCUAUUAUAAUACUCUUUUGUAGGAGCUUUAGCAAGUGGGACCCUUCCCUUUCUGCAAAAGUGAUCAGACAUUCUUCAUGUCAGUUUAAACAUCCUUUUCAAAGAUGAGGUCAUUCAGCAGAAACUGAUCAAGAGAUUUAAGCUAUGUAAGAACACCAAGAGUUUGUGUUGUCUGUAUAAUGAUGAAGAGAAAAAUAAAGCUGCAAUAUUGGUCAAGUCUACACUAUUAUGUUUUAAGAAGCUUCUCUAGUAAAAAUAUAUUUCAUUGUAGCUUUUUAAUUUUUAAUACAAAGCCAGUCAUUCCGCAUAGUAUAAGAUUUUAAAUUCUAGGUGAGACAUCUGACUUAUAAACAGUUUGUGCCAAUACAACCUAAAGGCUGAUUCAGCAUGGUACUUAAUCUGUACAUAAUUUUGAGCAUGUGAGUAGUCCCGCUAUCCCAUCAAUGUCAUUGGGACUAUUGUCUCAUGCUUAAGUUCCUCACUAAAUCAAGGUCAAGGACACUUAUAUUGUUUACAUUAUGCUCUUGAUCGUACUGAAGCAUCCAUGUUUUUUAAUCACUGUAUUUGUACUAGUAACUCCACAUGAUGAAUGGGAUUUUUUGUCUUAAAUUAAGUUUUACUGUAGCUUCCAUCCAAGGAUUGUUAAUAUAUGAUCUGUGGACCCAAGUCUCUUUAAUCAACCUGACAGAUUGGUUUGAGUGUUUCAGUUGGGAGGAGAAGCAGUCCAUUAAAGAGACAGUGUCAUUCAAAAGAGUUGUCUUUCCUC